UCCACUGGUUUCUAGAUUCUCUUCUGGUUCGCCGAGAGAGAGAGAGAGAGAGAGGGAGAGAGAGCGCACACCUCCUCCUAUCUUGUUCCCCCAAGAACUCCGCCCUCGAAUCCACGAGAAAGAAAAUUUUGAUUUUUUCCCCCCUAUCAGCAAUGGCGAUAAAGGCCCCUAUUGGCGGCCUGAGGGUGGCCUCCCCGCCGUCGGCCUCACUGCGAGCCCUUCCCAAGAGGGCUAUCGUCGCUUGCCCACCCCUCCGGACCUCCUUCUUUAACGGCGGAGUGGGUGCUCUAAAAGCCGUGGAGAUUCGAACAUCCAGGUUUAACAGACAGAGAUGUGGUGGGCUUGGAGGGGGUGGUCUUGGUGCCCAGAUGAACCUAUUUGAUCGGCUAGGCAGGGUAAUCAAGUCCUAUGUAAAUGCCAUCGUAAGUUCUUUUGAAGAUCCAGAAAAAAUAUUGGAACAAGCUGUAAUGGACAUGAACAAUGACUUGACAAAGAUGCGCCAAGCCACCGCUCAGGUAUUAGCAUCCCAGAAGCGUUUGGAGAACAAAUAUAGAGCUACACAGCAAGCUUCUGAUGAUUGGUAUCGUAGGGCACAACUUGCUCUGGAAAAAGGGGAUGAGGAUCUUGCUCGUGAGGCCCUUAAGAGACGUAAAUCUUAUGCUGAUAAUGCAAGCUCCCUAAGAGCUCAGCUUGAUCAGCAAAAAGGUGUGGUUGAUAAUCUUGUAUCCAAUACCCGGCUUUUGGAGAGCAAGAUACAGGAAGCUAAGUCAAAGAAAGAUACUCUAAAAGCUCGUGCUCAGUCAGCAAAGACUGCAACAAAAGUGAGCGAAAUGUUGGGAAAUGUCAAUACAAGUGGUGCUCUUUCAGCAUUUGAGAAGAUGGAGGAAAAGGUUAUGGCAAUGGAGUCUCAAGCAGAGGCCCUUAAUCAGUUGACAACUGAUGACCUAGAAGGAAAGUUUGCAUUGCUUGAAAGCUCAUCAGUGGAUGAUGAUCUUGCAAAAAUGAAAAGAGACUUGUCAGGAAGCUCUUUGAGAGGAGAACUUCCUGCUGGUAGAACAGCAGCUAGCAGUUCAAAUGCAGCAUUUCCUUUCCGAGACAUUGAGAUUGAGAAUGAGCUCAAUGAAUUGCGAAGAAAAGCCAAGGACUACUAGAGCUUUCAGCAGCUGUCUUGCAGGAAGUCCAUCUCAUCACUUGCUCUCAGUAAAUUCAGACGCCUUUUUUUUUUUUUUAUAGUACCAGAGGAUUUUGUUAUGAUACUUGAAAAGAACAAAUCGGAGUAUCUCAUGAGAUUAUAAAAUCGGAGGAUUUUAUACUAUUGACACAUCAAGGAUUGUGCCUUGGUAUUUUAUUAAAGCAUGUAUUCAGUAGCAACAUAUUAUUGUAAUUAGUCAAGCUAUGAUACUCCUUUCUUCUUUCCGCCUAA
Messenger RNA from Phoenix dactylifera (date palm), 1423 nucleotides. Its product is annotated as membrane-associated protein VIPP1, chloroplastic-like. The record is from RefSeq and is a predicted model, not a curated record. NCBI's taxonomy places the organism in Eukaryota, Viridiplantae, Streptophyta, Magnoliopsida, Arecales, Arecaceae.